UCAGCAGGUGGAGGACAGAAAGCGACACCUGCAGGUUGAUUUUUAUAUUAAUUCAUUCAUUUUAUUUAGUUAAUUAUCAGUUUAUGGACUUCACUCUGUGGAUGAAGGAUUUAUUUGGAGCAAACAGGAGCUUUUACUGGAACAAAGAUGGUUCAGAUAUUUGUCGCCACACAUGAAGCUGCUUUCAUAACCGGAGAACACGUUGACAACAUGGAGAUAUUUGUCGCCACAGAUGAAGCAUUGACGACAUGGAGAUACUUGCAUGCACAGAUGAAGCAUUGACGACAUGGAGAUUUCUGUGCAGAUUGAGCUGCAGAAAGCCGACUUCCUCCCUGAGGAAUGGGAGAGCAGAGUGACCCUGUGAGCUGACUCUGGGCUGGUUCAGCAGCCAGGGCUGUGGUGAACAAUCGGACCACCCCCCUUUUUACGAGCACAAGUGUCCUUGUCCUUGGCGAGGAGGCGAAGAAGAUGGAGUAUAAUUUGGAUGUACUCUAAUGGAAGCAUCCUGCAGGCUGUGAUGGAGCUCCAGAGGGAAUCAAGGCUGAAAAAGUGCAGCAGUGAAGCAGCGACGAGGCCGACAGUGAAGUCCGCCGGCGCUGGAGGUGAAAUCUGGCUGGUCAUGUGACUGGGAGUCCCCCCCGCAUGACCCUGGAGAGGAAAACAGCCCAUACCAACACAGGAGGCGGGCCUGCAUGUGUAGCACGAGAUGAUCAGCAGCAGCAGCGUCUAUGGCUUAAAGAUGCAGUGGACCCCCGAGCACAGCCAGUGGGCCGAACAGCACUUCGACAUCUCCUCCACCACGCGCUCCCCGGCCCACAAGGCUGAGGCCUACAGGGCGGUGCCCGGCCACCUGCAGCGCUCGGCCACCUACCAGUACGCCUGGGCCAACGACGACAUCUCCGCCCUCACCGCCUCCAACCUGCUCAAGAAGUAUGCCGAGAAGUACUCGGGCAUCCUGGAGAUGCCGGGCGCCUACCCCGAGGGUCCCGGGGUCAUGAACGGACGGAAAGGGGAGUCGGAGCCGUGGCAGGACGGCGUCUACCCCAUGAGCUGCAUCCCCGAGGGGGUCUCGGUGAGGAAGGGCGGGGUGGCGGCGGCCUCGGAGGUGGUGUCCGGCAUGUGCAGCUCCCCCGGCCUGGCGUCCAGCACGCUGAGCGAGCCCAGCUACUCCAGCAGCAGCUGCGGGAGCCACGCCGCCACCGCCCUGCACACCUCCUCCAUGGGCUCUCAGGAAUACGGACCCCCGUACAGCAGCUCCUACCUGCACAGCAGCUACAGCUCCCAGUCGGCCCCCGCCCCGGCCCUCCCCUCCCCGCUGCACAGCUCCGGGCUCCUGCAGCCCCCUCCUCCGCCGCCCUCCCACCCCACUUUGGUCCCGGCGUACAACGGGGGCUCCCCCAACUUGUCUAGUUAUAAUUACCCCCCAGCAGGCUACCCGGCUCAGAGCUCAGUGGGCCCAGGAUACAGCCCUGGGGGAGCCCCUCCUCCGUCCUCGUACCUGCCCUCAGGCAUCGCUGCCCCCACCCCCCUCCCCCCCUCCUCUACUCUACCUGGAUACCCCUACCAGAGCCACAACCUGACCCCCAUCGCCCCGACGCCCCUCAACAGCAGCUCCUCCAACUCCCUGAAGAGGAAAGCCUUCUACAUGACGGGCCAGGGGGAGAUCGACUCCUCCUACGCUAACUUCGGCUACGGCCAGGCGCGGAGCUCCGCCGAGAGCCCCAUGUACCGGAUAGCGGACAGCAGCAGCGCCAACGGAGGCUCCAACAGCGCCGGAGGAGGUGGCGGCGGCGGCUUCGACCGGAGCGCCGACAAGUCGUUCAACCCUCAGAAGCAGUCGGCGAUGACCUCGGAGCAGCAGAGGAAGUACAGCAGCCAGGCGGCGGGAGGCGGGCCCCUGACCCCGCCCGCCUACGUCACCUCCACGCUGGGCGGCUCCCGCUCCGCAGACUCCCUCGCCAGCUUCACGUCCCCGUCCCUCAGCGAGCAAGGUGGAGACGACCACCGCCUGCACCUGUCCCACUCCGCGCCGGGGCCGACCUCCUCCUCGUCCUCGUCCUCCUCCCGGCCGGCCGAGGAGCAGCUAAAAACCAGCGACCCGCACCUCCUGGACAUGGUGACGUCUGAGAUCGUGCAGCAGGGCCCCCCGGUGGACUGGAGCGACAUUGCGGGCCUGGAGCUGGCCAAGGCCACCCUGAAGGAGGAGGUGCUGUGGCCCAUCCUGCGCCCGGACAUGUUCAGCAGCUUGGUGCCGGCCCCGCGCUGCGUGCUGCUGUUCGGGCCCCGGGGCAGCGGCAGGACGUUGCUUGGGCGCUGCCUGGCGAGCCAGCUGGGGGCGCCGUUCCUGCAGCUCAACGGCUCCACGCUGGCCACCAAGUGGCUGGCGGAGGGCGAGAAAAUCAUCCGGGCGUCCUUCCUGGUGGCGCGCUGCCGGCAGCCGUCGGUGCUCUUCAUCAGCGAGGUGGACAUGCUUCUGUCAGCGCACCUCAGCGAGGAGAGCCACAUCAACCGGCUGAAGGGCGAGCUGCUCGCACAGCUCGACUCCCUCCUCAUGGGCUCCGGGGACGACGAAGGCAACCAGGUGCUGGUGGUCUGCUCCACCAGCCGGCCCCAGGACAUGGACGAGGGGCUGCGCAGGUACUUUGCUCGCCGGGUCCUGGUGCCGCUGCCGGACGGCGCCGCCCGGCACCAGAUCGUGAGCCAGCUCCUGGCUCAGUCUCAGCACAAGUACUGCCUGAGCGAGGAGGAGCUGGCGCUGCUGGUCCAGCGCUCCGAGGGCUUCUCCGGCCUGGACCUGGCCCGGCUGUGCCAGGAGGCGCUGGUGGGGCUGCUGCACGUCUCCGCGCAGGGCAUGGACAUGUCGGGCAUGAUGCCCCGCGGACAGGUCCGGCCCCUCACCUACCAGGACUUUGAGAGUGUCUUUUGUAAAUUCCAAGCCAGUAUAUCACAGAAAGAGAUUGACACGUACACGGAGUGGAACAAAAUGUUCGGCUGCAGCCAGUGAGGAGAUAGAUUCCGCCCUUGAGAAAAAGAGGCAUCCACAAUUCCUCCCCUCAGGGCAGAAGCAUUGUGCUGGAGGGAAAGGCACA
Centropristis striata (black sea bass) is the source of this 3089-nucleotide messenger RNA. RefSeq names its product fidgetin-like. The transcript is spliced from 9 exons. The coding region runs from base 707 to 3004 and encodes 765 amino acids. The record is from RefSeq and is a predicted model, not a curated record. Gene Ontology annotation, molecular function: ATP binding; microtubule severing ATPase activity; ATP hydrolysis activity. NCBI's taxonomy places the organism in Eukaryota, Metazoa, Chordata, Actinopteri, Perciformes, Serranidae.